GGCACCGCUUCGUUCAUUCAGCCAUUCCACAAGUGGCCGUCAUCACCAGCGCUUCCGCGUUUCCGGUAAUCGUUGUGCGCUCCCGAGAUAUUUGAUUCGAAUUGUGCGGAAGUUUUUAAAAAAUACUAUUGCUUAGAAUUCGAAAACGAAAAAGGAUAGCCAAGGAUCGAUAUAUAUUUAGCAAAAAUGAAAUGCAGCGUGAAUUGUGAGAGUUGUUGAAAAGUGACUUAAAUAUUUAAAAACAUCGUGGAUUAAUUACAUCCAAGUACAUUCGACGAUUUUUGUUCAGCCAUCGGAAGGCUUCAACAAUCAUGGAUGCCACACAGCUAACGGAACUAAUGGGCAGCCAUGAUUUUAUGCAAUUACAACAUCAAUUGCAUCACAAUAACAACAAUUACAACACAGACGGACACAAUGGACUGUCUUCAGAAUCAGCGGAGGGAAGUUCUCGACCCGUCCGUCGUGCCACCAGACGAACUUCACAGCUAAGCAAUAAUACUUAUGACCUGGAGAUGACAGAUUCCAGUUCGCAAAGCGAUGACACAAGCGGCGGAGGCGGCAGCAGCAACGGGGGUGGUAGCACCACAAACACUGGACAUCCGUCCGGCUGCUCUCUGGGCGGUCAGGGGCCAUCAGGCCGCGGACGGGUCCAGCAAGCUAGCUCAGGAGCCUGUCCAUCUACCAUUGCCCCGAACAGUACCAGCUCCAACUCCUCCAAUGCAAACGGCAACGCCAGUAGGCGGCGGAAAGGCGCCCUGAACGCUAAGGAGCGGAAUAUGCGUCGCUUGGAGUCAAAUGAACGAGAGCGAAUGCGGAUGCACAGCCUAAACGAUGCAUUUCAAUCGCUUCGAGAGGUCAUACCGCACGUGGAGAUGGAGCGACGGCUGUCCAAGAUUGAAACACUCACACUGGCCAAAAACUAUAUCAUAAAUCUGACGCACAUAAUACUCUCCAAGCGCAACGAGGAGGCGGCGGCCUUGGAGCUGAACUCGGGGGCCGUUGGUGGGGUGCUGCUCUCAAAUCUUUCCUCCGAAAGUGGAGGACCGGUAGCGAGUGGUAUUCCUGCAAAUUCCAAUGCCGCGACGAUAUGCUUUGAGGAUACCCUGGCCAGCGGAGGUGCCUUUGACUGCGCCAUUUUGGCAGCCACCGACGGCAGCCUACUGAACGCUGCCACAGUGACAACCAGCCCCGCGAUGCAGAGCAUCCAAUCACAAGCCAUACACUUGCAGACACCGAUGGAGCAGCAGCAACAGCAAGCCAGCCAUCUUCCGCACCAUCAGCAGGCGAUGCAUGGCCAUGGCCAUCUAGGGGCCAGCAUUCAAUCGCAGCAGCAGCCUAGCCUUGUACUAAAUGGCACUACAUCGGUGGGCCUGGGAAUUGGAAUAGGGGUUGGUGUCGGAGUGGGAGUUGGGGUGUGCAACAAUGCGCCAAGCUUUGCUGAUAUCAAUGAUAAUUUCGACGAGCCCUUUCGAGAGUUUCUGUAAGCCAUCCAUAACGCGGUGGUUCCGCGAACGUAAAAACCGCAAUUGGAAAAUGGUUGCACACAUGUAUAGCGCUCAAAAACGAUAUUUAUGAACCCCAGUGCGGUCGAUUCACCGGCUUGAGUGUUCGAAACCUUGUUAGUUAUUAUGCUUUCAUAAAAUGGUCAUUUAUGGAAGAUUUCUGCAAUAAACUUAACCAGAAAAUAUUUAAUUUAAUUAGUUUUAUAAUUUUGGUCAUAUAAUUGUAAACUUGUAAAAGAGCAUGUUCGAUCCUAUGAAAUCUAUAUUGAUAUAGAUUUACUGGGCGAAUAUAGGAAGAACACAUGACUUUGGUUUCGGGAGAAACUCAAAACAUGACAGAAGUAAAGAAUGAGCUUCACUUUUCAAAAUGAUUCUUCUAAAUUUGUUGCAAGUACGCCAUACUUGAGUGCCGCGACAUAAAUAAACGUAGUUCUAGAGAAAAGGACAUUUGCAAGCAGUAAAUUGACUGAUGUAGGAAGCACCAAGGAAAUCGACUGCUUUAGCAAGCAGGACUGCCUUAGAUUGCACACGUGGGUCCUUUUCUUGUUCAUUACAUGCCAUGAAAUAUGAAUAACUUAUUGGUCUAAUUAUACAAAUUGGUAUUAGCAAGCUAAAUAAAAUACUUUAAAACAUAAACAGAUAGAUUAACGAAGUGGAUUACAAAUAUUUUGAUGAGCUUAGUAUAUGUUUUAAUGAUCUUCUGAAAGUUUAGGCACAUUUUUGAUAAUUAAAAUGAAAAAAACCGGCUACUAAAAAUAUAUCUGUUAAAUAUCAAGAAAUACGUAUACUUUAGAUAAGACCUACAACUAUUUAUAAGUUACGGAAGCCUAUAAUUAGCGAAACUUAGUCGUAAGCUUAAUUUCACGUGCACUUUUUUCCGAAAGAGAACCAUGAAGAAGGCUAACAUUCGAUUGUACUUAAAGUUAUGGUUCAAGUUUUGUAUAUAUGUAUGUAUAAACUUAUAUCCAGAUCGAUCUUAGAUAAUUAGCUAUGCGCCUAUAUAUCAAUGUAUCUUUGUAUGUAUGUAUAUCGCAAUUUAUACAUUCAUGCAAAAUACUAAAGCUAAGAGCGCUUUAUCACCUUAGUUCUUUUGUUAAAGUCUUUUUUAAUUUACAACCCUAAUUUUGAAACGAUAUGACAUUCUGUAUGUAUGUAUAUCAUAGGACUUACUGUAUAUAGUGUGCAUAAAUACAUAUAAUUGUUUGUAAUAGCAGCAAAAACAUUGAAUCAAUUACCGUUAACUAGCGGUCCUGCCGUCUGAGGAACGACGGUCUACAAAGUGACGCCCCAAUAAGUUAAUUUACCACCCAUGAUCUUUUUAAUGCACUUGAAACCUUCCAUUGGAUGCAAGAGUAGAAAACGUGGUAAGAGGGGUGUGUGGGCGGACAGGAAAACAAUUAACGUACCGAAACUAAAAUUGGCACAUUUCCGUUAUGGGUCGCCAGACUUAAGACUCUGUACGCGGGAAAGGGACGUCGAUAGUAACGCUCGGACGGUAAACAGUAAUAAAAUAACGGUGCUCAGUGGGUGGUGAAGUCGGCUGAUGCGACGAGAGGGGGCUUGUAAGUGUGAGUGAGUGAGGGUGGCUGGGGUCUUAGCAAUAAUUAAGUAAAAAAUUGUAGUUGGGGGAACUCUCUCCUCUUCGGUGUCGAGUUAAGCUUGUUUAUUAUGUUUGAUUAGUCAGGAUUUCGUAUUUUGGGUAGGUCGCAGGAUGUUAAGCUCUUCCACAAACUCCAAAACAUCGAUUUGUUCGAAGCAGUGCAAGAUUCUGAACUGAGUUUCAAAACCUU
Drosophila melanogaster (fruit fly) is the source of this 3292-nucleotide messenger RNA. RefSeq names its product dimmed (gene dimm). The record is from RefSeq and is marked reviewed. The transcript is spliced from 3 exons. Gene Ontology annotation, molecular function: protein dimerization activity. Gene Ontology annotation, cellular component: cytoplasm; nucleus. NCBI's taxonomy places the organism in Eukaryota, Metazoa, Arthropoda, Insecta, Diptera, Drosophilidae. The coding region runs from base 312 to 1484 and encodes 390 amino acids.